AUGAUUAAAAUAAAUGUAUAAGUUAAACAACUCAACAUAGUAGAAUCUAUUUCAAUUUAACCACAUUAAACAGGGUAAAACAUUUUGCAUUAAUUAUUUAACAAAUUGAAUAUUGCUAAAUAGGAUAGAGAUAGUUUACAAAGCACUUUGAAAAUUGAUAAUAUUGUAGCUGAUAUUAAUAAAACUAUUUAAGACCUUGACAUUAAUUCAUACUCAUAAGUGGAUGUUAUUUUAUCAAAAAAUAUAAUAAUUCAAUGUGAUCAUGAAUAUUUAGGAACUAUAAAUUUUGCGACAGAUGCAUAUGAAUCAGUCAACAAGUUUAGAAUUCAUAUUUCUAACUUAAUCAAGAUCAAAUAAUGUGAGGUAUAGAUAAUUAACUCAGAGAACGGGAACUAAUUUGGUUCAGAAUCAUGGGGGAAAUAUGGAGUAUAUUAAAAUAUUAAAGUUUAUAUUCAAAUCAAAAAGCACUAACAAAUAUUGUACAAGGAAUAGAUUAUGGAAAUUACAAUUGACAUCUUUUAACCAAUUGCUACAUUUAUUAAUUAAUUCAAAAACAAUAAGAACAUUGAUGAUGAACUAAUUACUUUAAAAUAUGAUAAGACAAACUUAAAUCCUGAUUUAUUGUAUAUAAACUUAAACAUGCCGACAGACUAACCAUGGGAGGUAGAGUUUCGAUAGGAGUUCAUUUAUAAUAUAGCAUUGUAAGAUCACGACAAUAUAUUGAUCACUUUACCAGGGAGUGUGGAAGUAUUUGAUUUAAUACGCGAGGCUAGACAAAAGUUUAAAAUUGAAAAUAAUAUUCCAUUAACAUUAGAAUACAAACUUAAGAAAGAUCUUCUUGAUAUAAGUAAUACUCUAAAACAAGAAUGCAUUCCCUUAUAUAGUGAAUUGACUCUCAUCAAACAACCUCCUGACAAUAAGAUUAAUAUCUUAUUGCAAAAUGAAUAAUCUAUGAAGCAAUACGAGAGAGUGGCUGUGAAUUCAACCUUAGCUGAUUUGGAUAUCUUUAUAAAUCAUGACAAACACACUGAAACAAUUUAAUAUUUUGUAGAAGAAUAAAUAAAAGAUAGAAAAUUCAAUUUGAAAUAACUAGAUUUGAAAUCAGAAUGCAUUAUUAAGUAUUAGAUAAUAAAAUAAGAUUAACAAUAAGAUUUAUAUUAGGAUUUAAGUAAAGAUUAAUUAUAAAUUAUACACUAAAACUUACAUAUGCCAAGUGAAGAAAUAUCUUAAAUCACAAUCACUUUUCAAAAUAAAUACACUAAAUCGUCUAAAUAAAUUAGAAUUUCCUCUACUUGUGCCAUAAUCGAUGCUUUUUAAGACAUUAUUUAGACUGAAACUCUAAAGGAUUCAAAAUACUAUAAGGCAUAUUUAGGUGAUUAAUUACUUGAUCUUAAAAAGAGAUUUGAUGAAUUAAAUAUUGGUUCAAAUUCCAUCAUAAAUUAUUUCACUGAUUUUGUGAUAUUUCAAGCCUAGGUGUAAGGCCAAACUUUAGAGGCAAUUGUCAAUUAAAACCUACCUAUUUCUUCAAUAGAACAACAAAUUAAAACAUCGAAUAAUCUUAAUCAACAAUUAUAUCUCCAGGAUAUAAAACCUUAAGAUAAAAAUUUGUCAUUGAUUGAAUUCUUAAAGGGAAACAAAACUUUUAAAUUUGAAUUUCAAGUCGAAAAUGUCAUGCAAUCUGAAGAAGAUUAAAUAGAAUUAUGUGUAUAUAUCAAUAGAAUUAAUUGUUGCACUCAUCUUUAUCUGAAAUAGAAUUAAACAGCAAAGUCUAUUUGCCAGAUACUCAAAUCCAGAUUUCAAUCACCAAGAGUUUAAGUACUCCAGUUCUUUGUAGGGGAGUAACAGGUCAAUGAAAAUGAAACUAUCUAUUAAAUUAAUAAGUUAAUUAAUCAAACUCAUUCAAACUUGAUUGUUAAAUUUAAAACUACCUUAACCUUGCAAUUUGUGAAUUAGAGUGGGGUAGGAUAAAUAGUUGAAGCAGAACUAGAGCACACUUUGGAGCGUACUCUAAAAGAUAAAUAGAUAUUUGGGACUAACUUUACUUUUAAUAAUUCUCCCUUAUAAAUAGAUAAAAAUUUAAUAGAUUUGCCUUUAGAAAAUAAUUUCAUAAUAAGGUAUAAAUCUCAAUAAUUACUCUUGAUUUUUUAAAACGCUCGUAGUGGAGCAAUACAAAAGGUAUAAACAGAUUUGGAUGAGAGCUUUGAAAGCAUCAUUAAUAAACUAGGUAUCAAGAUUAAUAGACUUAUAUAUAAGAACUAAGUUUUGAAUUUGACUUCCAUGGUAAAGAGUAUAAACUAUAAUUCUAAUGAGAACAUUAUAUAUGAGGAAUAGCUUUAUUACCAUGAACCAUCUGAAAUCAAAAUUUUAAGGAAAGGUAAAAAUUGA
This is a messenger RNA of Paramecium octaurelia, 2385 nucleotides long. The record is from the annotation of a GenBank genome assembly. NCBI's taxonomy places the organism in Eukaryota, Ciliophora, Oligohymenophorea, Peniculida, Parameciidae.